CAUGACACACUUGUGUGUGUGUGUGUGUGUGUGUGUGUGUGUGCACUUUGCGUGUGCGUGCAGGUUGAAGUGCAACAAUAAUGCGUUGACUUGCCUUUCCACUUCAGGCAAAAUAAGUCCAGACUUAGUGGAGAUCAAGGCAGGAAAUAACAAGCUCACAUCGGUUCCUGUGGGGCUAAAUAUGUGUGCAAAUUUAGCAUCCCUUGACCUGGGGGGUAACAAGCUCGCUAGCCUUGAAGACGACAUUUUCUCUAAUCUCUCGUCCUUGACGGAGCUAGAUCUCUCGAAGAACAUUCUCACUGAACUCCCGAUGUCAGUCAGAUUCCUAUCCAAGCUGGUGCGGCUAAAUCUUCGGCAAAACCGACUGACAUCUAUCCCAAGCGGACUGGGAAGUUGUGCUUCGCUGGCUGAACUCUAUCUAGGAUACAAUGCACUAGAGACAGUACCUCCGGAAAUUGCAGAGUUGCAGAAGCUCGGAUCCCUCGAGCUGCGUGCUAACCAGCUACAAGAUCUCCCGGUUGAGCUUUGCAAUCUACAGCUGUCUCUCCUUGAUCUCUCAGAUAAUAGUGUGGGGAGCCUUCCGUCAGAGCUUGGCUUUAUGACCACAUUGAGAAAGCUUGUGCUCGACGGAAAUCCUCUUCGUGGUGUGCGCAGCUCCCUCAUACUUGGGCCAACUACUCAACUCCUGAGGCACUUGCGGGGUCGUCUACCGAACAGCGAAGCUGCAGGGAGUCAAGUUCUAGUCUCGUCUGGCAAUGUUUUUGGCGAGGAGGUACAGGAUAGCAUAGCGAAAUCGGUGACCAAAGCGUCAUCAACAGGGGUUAUUGAACUUCAGGGACAAAGCUUGACUAAGGUCCCACCUCAAGCAUGGGAAGAGAACAACGUGGUCUCCCUUGAUCUGUCCAAGAAUGCCAUAUCAGCGUUGCCUCCGGAGCUCGAGAGAUGUACUUCUCUCAAGAUUCUAUCCCUUGCCGACAACAAGCUUUCGGAGUGGCCAACCUCACUUUGGUCAUCAUUGAUCUCUCUGCAGCAGCUGUUUAUGGCGCGGAACCCAAUCAACGAGUUCCCGCAAGACGCAUUUUCGUCACUGGGUAAGCUCAAAGAACUGGAUCUGACGGGAGUUGCUGCGCCUCUCCCCGCAUCGCCUUCUCUUUCUCUAAUGCCGUCACUCGAGCGGCUGCAUCUUCGUCAAACAAAGUUGCGCGAGAUCCCGUCCGAAAUCUGUCAGCUUCGGCAGCUUCGGUUUCUAGACCUCAGCGAAAACUCAAUCAUUGCUGUCCCUGAGGUGAGUUGAUUCGGAAUAGACACUCCACUUAACCCCAGUAAAGUUUCAUGGAACGU
This is a messenger RNA of Chara braunii, 1341 nucleotides long. The record is from the annotation of a GenBank genome assembly. Lineage: Eukaryota; Viridiplantae; Streptophyta; Charophyceae; Charales; Characeae.